AUGUCGGAAGAACAGCCAGCGAACAAUAAUGCAGAAGCUAGUACUUCAACAGAUUUACCAGAGGAUAACUUGCUUUAUGUUAUGGACGGAACGAGCUUGAAGGAAAAGCUGAGAGAAACUAUAAGCCAAUUGGAAGCCGGAAUCAAAAAGGUAUGGGGAUUUGGUUGCUUUUAUUUUGUUUUAGGUAUCUCAAACUUUAAAAAUUACUUGAAGGCUGAUAAAAAAUUGUUCUAGAGUUUAAAAGCCAUCUUCCAACCCGAUGUACCUCAAGAUGAUCGACCUAAGAUCUUCAACGAAGGAAAUGAGGCGUAUAUCGUGUCAAGAAUAAGGUUAGAACGUCAGUUGGAUUUUGUGGCACCACAUCAAGAACGAGAAGCUGAUAAACGGUUGCUUAAGGCUCAUAUUGACGAUAGAGAUCUGACAAUUUCAAUUUUUUCGAAAAAAUUGGAGAAAAUCGAGAAUGUGCUGCUGGAAACUGGUCUACAGGUAUGAAAUUUGCCUUUUUGUUAAUUUUUAGGAAAGUAGACGUUGCUGCAGACAUCUUAUGUAGAUUUAAAAAUGGUCUAAUGAGCUGGUUUCUUAUAGAAAUGAAGUAAUAAUGAUUUAUAUUAUGUUACACUAAAUCAAUUAUUCAAAAAUUUAAAAAAUUAAUCAUUUCAGGUAAACAAACGUUUAAAUAUAGCGGAAACGGCUCGUAAUAACUUGGUAGAUAUGAAUUCCGUGAUCAGAGCGUCAUUUUUCAUGUCCAGAGGUUAUUCUGUGAGUGCGCCAUUCAAUUGGAAUCAAGGAGAUCCAUCAAGACCGUUCCCAACUGAAGCCGACUUUGCAUCUUCACAGCUUAUGCAAGCUCAACAACUGAAGCAAAAGGUGUGGUAAUUGGAACAUUGUGAUCAUGCUGACGCUGUUUUUGGAAAAACAGCUUGUUUAGGGCUUUGAGUUGAUUUUUGGGACAAAAAAGUCAUUUUUGAGGUGUUUAUUAAUGGAAAAAGACAUUUUUGAUGUGUUUUGGUUGAUAUCACUGCACUUUUAAUGAAUUUUCAUUUAAUUUCACACACUUUCAAUGCUUUUGUUAUAUAAAAUCACAUUCCUCACUUAAAAUUGACUUUUUCUAAAAGGCACUUGACAAACAGGUCUGACAAACCUUGUUUUAGGCUACUCCAUCUGUUCUAAACCUAAUCAGAGGUUCAGAUUCGAAUCAAUCCACCCCCAGAGCUAACUCUGCGGCGUCUACUCCAACGUUCCCCCAACCGCCUUCUGUCGGAUCUUCUGGGUCAUCGUUAG
Molecule: messenger RNA, 1281 nt
Organism: Bursaphelenchus okinawaensis
Lineage: Eukaryota; Metazoa; Nematoda; Chromadorea; Rhabditida; Aphelenchoididae
Source: the annotation of a GenBank genome assembly